This is a messenger RNA of Formica exsecta, 1586 nucleotides long. RefSeq lists its product as uncharacterized. Gene Ontology annotation, molecular function: odorant binding; olfactory receptor activity. Gene Ontology annotation, biological process: detection of chemical stimulus involved in sensory perception of smell; sensory perception of smell. The record is from RefSeq and is a predicted model, not a curated record. The transcript is spliced from 6 exons. Gene Ontology annotation, cellular component: plasma membrane. The coding region runs from base 443 to 1261 and encodes 272 amino acids. Lineage: Eukaryota; Metazoa; Arthropoda; Insecta; Hymenoptera; Formicidae.
UCAGUGGGUACAUUAAAAUGGCUUACCCUGUAUAGUUUAUUUUUUCUUAAUAUAUUCUCUUUCUAUUUCUUACUCAUUAUAAUAUGAGAUUAAAGAAAAAUAUAAAGUAGACAAACUAGCUCAAAUACGAUCAAGAAAAAAUACGGAGGCCCAAUUAUAAUAAUUUUUGAAUGUUGUAAAAAAAAAUGGCAUACAAUAUUGUUAACAUGGUAGUUAAGGAAUUCGCUGCAGCAACUUCAAAAUGUGUGUAAUGAGAUAACAGACAAAAAUGAAAUGGCUAUCAUAGAAAAGUAUGGAAGCAAAGCAAAACGUAUUACGAUUGCACUUACAUGUAAGAUAACUUCUUUUUUUAUAUUCCAAUACAUUUUUACAUUCAAAUAAUUAAAUUUCAAUUCUAUAAUAUAAUUUAAAAAAUUAAGUAAUAAUAUAUUUGUUGACUGAUAUGAUUAUUUUAAAAUCUUUCUUAGUUCUUGGCAUAUUCAGUCAAUUUAUUUUUAUUUUGAUAUAUAUAUGGCCGUACAUUCGUCACAUUAUGCUUUUCACAAACAAAUCUUGUUCACAUUCUUCGCCGUAUAUAGUGACAGAAUAUUUUAUUGAUCAAGAAAAAUAUUCCUAUUUAAUUAUGCUGCAUAGACAUGCAGCGGGUUUGAUCGGCACAAUAGCACUGAUAGCGACAGGAACUAUGUUUAUAACAUAUUUUCAACAUACUUGUGCAAUGUUUAGUAUCGCCUGUUACCGUAUCAAGCAGGCAAUUGAUAUUUUACAAAAAUGUGGUUUCAAAAAUGAGCAAAAGAGUUGUAAGGAGAUAAUUCGUGCUGUAAACAUUCAUUGUAACGCAAUGAAGCUUUGCAAUUUUUUAAUAUCCAAUUUUGAGGGAUCGUUUUUUUGCUUGAUAGCGGCUGGCAUGGUUUGUUUGUGCUGUAAUCUUCUUCGGGUUGUGUCAUUUACCGAUAACAUUGAGCAACUUAUAUUAUCUCUACUUACUUUAAUUAGCCUCUACGUGUACUUGUUUUUAUCCAAUCAUACUGCACAAGAUAUUACGGAUCACAAUGAAUAUGUGUUUGCUACAGUAUAUAAUGUCUGUUGGUACACGGCUCCAAUACGUAUACAAAAAAUGAUACUCUUUCUGCUGCAAAGAGGUACUAUGAGUUUCAAUCUGAUUCUCGGUGGAGUAUUUGUAGGAUCCAUGCAAAGUGCCGCUUCGCUGACGAGCGCUUCUAUAUCAUACUUCACCGUCCUUUAUUCUACCCGGCAAAAUUAAAAGAUGGUAUUAAGUCGAUUGAUCGGACGGACAUGUAUCGAUUGUCCUCGAGGUUCAGAUAUAGCAUUAUCAUUACCCUUAUAGAAAAAACAAAAUCUCUGUUUAAUAAAAAAUAAAUUAUUGUUACAUUUUAUAUUUUAAUGUAUAAGGGUUAUAAUUACAAAGUCUAACGAUAACAAUACUGAAGAUAGUGUAAAUGUGUAAAACAAAUGUGAUAUAAUUAUAGAAAAAUUAUAUAAAAUGCAGGAUAAUGUCUUUACAAUUAAUAUCUCUUGUUAGCAAAAAUUAAAAGAUGUAUUUUAUUUUUAAUAUUACUUAAUUGUAU